UCUUGAAUAGCCAUCAUGACUUCUUACGAAAACAAUGGACCCCGUCCCGCCGUUGGUCGCUACCAUGGAUUCGACCAUCUUACUUUUUGGGUUGGAAAUGCCAAGCAGGCUGCUGCCUACUAUAUUUCUAGAUUUGGCUUUGAGCCAAUUGGGUACAAGGGACUCGAGACUGGCUCUCGAGACAUGGUAUCGCAUGCUGUUGCUCAGAAGGAUGUGAUUUUUGUAUUUCAAUCACCGCUUAACCCAGGCAAUCAGACUUUUGGAGACCAUUUGACGCUGCAUGGCGACGCAGUCAAAGAUGUUGCGUUUGAAGUGGAUGACGUUCGAGGAAUCUAUGCUAAAGCAGUAGGACGUGGCGCACGAUCUAUUCGUGAGCCGUGGGAGGAAAAGGAUGCAGACGGUACUGUUAUUAUGGCUACCAUUGGCACCUAUGGUGAUGUUGAGCACACAUUUGUGCAGCGCACAGGUUACACAGGCCGCUUUUUGCCUGGCUUUGUUGCCCCUAGCGCUGACCCCAUCAACAAGUUUAUGCCUGCAGUCAAUCUUCUUUUUGUUGACCAUGUUGUUGGCAAUCAGCCCGAUAACGAGAUGGUGCCUGCAUGCGAAAUGUACGAAAAGUUUCUCGAUUUUCAUCGUUUCUGGUCUGUUGAUGACACCCAAAUGCAUACCGAGUACAGUGCUCUCCGGUCCAUUGUCAUGACCGACUAUGAUCAAAAGAUCAAAAUGCCAAUCAACGAGCCUGCCGUUGGCAAGAAAAAGUCGCAGAUUCAAGAGUUUGUUGACUACCACGGCGGUGCAGGUGUUCAGCACAUUGCUAUUCGUUCAGAAGACAUUGUCGAGUCUGUCACCAAUCUCCGUGCUCGUGGUGUCGAGUUCCUAGGAAUUCCCGAUUCUUACUAUGACAACUUGCGCUUGCGUCUUUCUACAUCCAAAGUGAAUGUUACAGAGGACAUGAACACUCUCCAAAAACUCAAGAUCCUUGUCGACUACGACGAAGAUGGCUACCUUUUGCAAAUCUUUACCAAGCCUGUCGAGGAUCGUCCUACUCUUUUCAUUGAAGUUAUUCAGAGAAAAAACCAUGAAGGCUUUGGUGCUGGUAACUUUAAGGCUCUUUUCGAGUCUAUUGAACUGGAGCAGGACAAGCGUGGCAAUCUUUAACUCCCAGACUAACAACAUAUCCUGACUAAAACCUGAAAUCACUAGCAUCCUAUCACUACUCACUAGGUGUAGGUUUAUUUGAAUCUUGGUUCAUUCUUUCAAAUAAAUACACAAUAACUUUCCAAAUGUG
Molecule: messenger RNA, 1288 nt
Organism: Batrachochytrium dendrobatidis JAM81
Lineage: Eukaryota; Fungi; Chytridiomycota; Chytridiomycetes; Rhizophydiales
Exons: 6
Coding region: 16-1158 (380 amino acids)
Biological process (GO): L-tyrosine catabolic process
Molecular function (GO): 4-hydroxyphenylpyruvate dioxygenase activity
Source: RefSeq, a predicted model, not a curated record